Messenger RNA from Cajanus cajan (pigeon pea), 642 nucleotides. Its product is annotated as HMG-Y-related protein A. The record is from RefSeq and is a predicted model, not a curated record. Lineage: Eukaryota; Viridiplantae; Streptophyta; Magnoliopsida; Fabales; Fabaceae. Gene Ontology annotation, cellular component: chromatin; nucleosome; nucleus. Gene Ontology annotation, biological process: nucleosome assembly; negative regulation of DNA recombination; chromosome condensation. Gene Ontology annotation, molecular function: double-stranded DNA binding; nucleosomal DNA binding.
CAAUUUUUAAUUUAUUUAUCUUCCUUUAAAUUCAAUCCUCAGAUCUUUGUAAGAGUCAUCCAUAUCAUACGCUUCACUUUCCCUAGAAAAAAAUUGUAUCACCUUCUUUUAAAGUCUGCAUUUUUUUGAGUGGGUGGGUUGAGGCUACUGUGCAAGUUUUGGAAUUUCUUCACCUCUGCAACUUCAAUGGCCACCGAAGAGGUUAAUAAACCUCAAUCACUUCCUCCAUACCCUGAGCUGAUAUUCAAGGCCCUUGAAGCACUGAAUGAACCAACCGGAUCGAGCAAAUCGGCAAUAUCAAAGCACAUAGAAUCGACCUAUGGUGAGUUACCAGACUCAACUCUUUUGGGUAAUCAGCUUAACAAGAUGAAAGAGAGUGGAGAGCUAGUGUUUGUGAAAAACAACUACAUGAAGGCUGAUCCAAGUGCCCCACCAAAGAGGGGUCGUGGAAGGCCACCUAAGCCAAAGGUUCCUCUGCCACCUGGCACUGUCCUGUCCCCUCCAAGGCCAAGGGGUCGUCCACCAAAGGACCCUAAUGCCCCUCCUAAGACCCCUAAGUCUAAGGCCACCCCUGGAAGUGGCAGGCCAAGAGGAAGGCCAAAGAAGAUUGCACGGUCACCGUCGGUGGCGGCUCCGACCGCC